This is a messenger RNA of Varanus komodoensis (Komodo dragon), 936 nucleotides long. RefSeq names its product olfactory receptor 10AG1-like. Lineage: Eukaryota; Metazoa; Chordata; Lepidosauria; Squamata; Varanidae. Gene Ontology annotation, molecular function: olfactory receptor activity; G protein-coupled receptor activity. The coding region runs from base 1 to 936 and encodes 311 amino acids. Gene Ontology annotation, biological process: G protein-coupled receptor signaling pathway. The transcript has a single exon. The record is from RefSeq and is a predicted model, not a curated record. Gene Ontology annotation, cellular component: membrane.
AUGGCAAAGGAAAAUCACACUGGGUUUUCUGACUUCAUUCUGCUGGGCUUCUCAGAGCUCCAAGAUCUGCAAGAGUUGCUGUUCGUGGUGUUCCUCCUCAUCUAUGCUGGCAUCAUCACAGGGAACGGACUCAUUGUUUACAUUACCCUGACUGACUCUGCCCUUCAGAUUCCCAUGUAUACCUUCUUGAGGAGCCUGUCCUUUGUGGAGAUCUGCUAUACGUCAGUCACAGUCCCAAAACUGCUGGGAAGUUUCGUGGUGGGCAAAAGGAGCAUUUCCUUCAGUGGCUGCUUGGCCCAGAUUUACUUCCUGCUCUUACUGGGAGGUACAGAGUGCUUGCUCUUGGCUGCCAUGGCUUAUGACCGCUAUGUCGCCAUCUGCAACCCUCUGCAUUACGUACUCAUCAUGAACAAGCAGUUCUGCUCUGCACUUAUCACUCUCUCUGUGUCAGUCAAUGUGCCCAUCCAUGGAGGGCAGAUCUAUCUAGUGGUUGUCUUGCCCUUUUGUGGCUCCCAUGAAAUUAACAACUUAUUCUGUGAUAUCCCCUCUUUGCUAGAUUUGGCCUGUGCUGACACCAAUAUGAAUAGACUAAUUGUUUUUGCAGUGGCCAUAUUUGUCCUAAUCAUCCCAUUUUUCCUUAUCCUUGCAUCUUAUCUAAGAAUAAUCUCUGCUGUUCUGAAGAUGUCAUCAGCUGAGAGUCAGAAAAAAGCUUUUGUCACUUGCUCUUCCCAUCUCAUUGUUGUAUUGCUCUUCUAUGGCUCAGCAAGCAUUGUCUACCUGACUCCACGGUCAAAGGAGUCAGUGAGCAUUAAUAAGCUCCUUUCCGUGUUCUAUAUCAUUUUAGUUCCUCUGUUUAACCCUAUUAUCUAUACCCUGAGAAACAGAGAAGUGAAGGCAUCAUUGCAAAAGCUGUUUAGAAUUUCUAAUGCAAAAUAA